Messenger RNA from Dicrocoelium dendriticum, 821 nucleotides. Lineage: Eukaryota; Metazoa; Platyhelminthes; Trematoda; Plagiorchiida; Dicrocoeliidae. The record is from the annotation of a GenBank genome assembly.
GGACGGUUUACCGCUAGUUACUUCCCUUAACUGAGGGCCACCUUUAAUUCAAUUGACCGUGUAUGUUUAUGGUUCUGCAUAGUGGCUAAAGGCAGUCCUCCCAUUUGUGGAAUCUCUGCCCUGUCAUCAUUCACCUGUUACUAUUCCGAAGACCAUCGUGGUUACGUGACAACUAAAUAUAAAUUCAAAUUGCUGAUGUACUGCUGUCGAUGAUAGUAUUGAUGCGUCGCCUCUUAACUCUAUCGCUCUGCCGUCAUUCUCUGUGUAAACAGGGUGUCAACAAUGAUAACGCUGGCAUCUUAGUACUCGCCGCCACAAACAUUCCUUGGACGUUAGACUCGGCUAUUCGUCGUCGUUUCGAGAAGCGUAUCUACAUCCCACUCCCCGAGGCUUCAGAACGUUGCGAUAUUUUCCGUUCUCAUUUGAGUCAGACUACUCAUACGCUAACUCAAAAGGAUUUCAAGAGACUCGGCGAACUCACCGAUGGCUAUUCGGGAGCUGAUAUAGGAAUUGUGGUUCGUGAAGCCCUCAUGAUGCCGGUGCGAAAGGUCCAAUCGGCCACUCACUUCAAGCUGGUCUCCGGUGUUUCUCCUCUGGAUCCGUCACAGGUUGUGUCUGAUCUUCUCACUCCUUGUUCACCCGGUGAUCCUGGGGCCAUGGAAAUGUCCUGGUCGAAUGUACCAAGUGAUAAGUUAAAGGAGCCUCCUGUUUCAAUGAUCGAUAUGCAACAUGCUUUGCAGCGGAAUAAGCCCACGGUGUCCAAGAACGAUUUGGUCAAACUGCAACAAUUCACAGAAGAAUUCGGGCAAGAGGGGUCAUGA